AUGGAGGCCAGCUGGAGCCGGGUGACGCGAGGGCUGACGGAGCUGAGGGGCUUCCUCCGCCUCAACCCCGGAGAAGAAAGUAGUCCCAAAGUGGCGGCGGCGGCAGCGGAGGCGGCCAAUGCCGAGACUUUGCUACCAGCUGAGAGAGAAUUUCAGCAUGCUGCUAAAACUAAUAAUCUGGACACUAUGGAAAGACUGUUUAAGAAACAUGUUAACAUUAAUGCUGUAAAUGAUCUGAAUCGCACAGCACUCCAUUUUGCUGUUGCUGGAAAUCAUCUCUCUUCGGUGGACUUCCUUCUUCAUCACAAAGCUAGAGUCGAUAUAGCGGACAAGCAUGGACUUACUGCGGUUCAUCUUGCUGCUUGGUCUGGAAAUCUGGACACCAUGCUGAUGUUAAUUAAAGCAGGUGCUGAUCAGAAAGCGAAGAACCAGGAAGGAAGGAAUGUCCUGCACUUUGCAGCUCAGAACAAUAAUGUUAGAAUAGUGGACUAUUUUAUCCAAGACCUUCAUUUGCUGGAUCUUAAUCAAUCUGAUGAGAAAGGUAGAAAGCCAUUCCUUCUGGCAGCUGAAAUGGGCCAUGUGGAAAUGAUCAAUGAGUUGAUUUUCCUUAACUUAUUCACUUCAGAAAAGGACAAUCAAGGAAACACUGCAUUGCAUCUAGCUGCUAAAAAUGGCCACAGUGAGGUGGUGGAAAUUCUUCUUCAGCAGUGGGAAGAAAUUAACGAGCUCAAUCAGAAUGAAGAAACACCAUUUUUUCUGGCUGUUGAAGAGGGCCAUGAAAAGUGUGCAGAACUCCUGCUGGAAGCAGGAAGUGAUAUCAAUACUUCAAAGAAAGACAAUAUCAGUGCACUGCAUAUUGCAACUGAGAAUGGACAUACAUCCAUGGUUGCAUUUCUUAUCAGUAAAAAUAUACAUCUUGAUCCUAAACCUGAGCAAAAGUAUUCUGCUCUCCAUUUAGCCAUCAUAAAAAAUAACCUGGCCAUGGUAAACAAUUUAGUAGAUUCCAACCAUGACAUAAAUGCUCUCGAUCAGAGACAUCAAACACCUCUACACCUGGCAGCGGACCUUGGAAAUGUAGAAGUAAUGGAAAUGCUGUUGAAGGCAGGGUGCGAUCUCAACAUUGUGGAUCAACAAGGAAAAACUGCACUAGCGGUGGCUUCUAGGAGCAAUCACGCCUUGAUUGUGGAUAUGAUUAUAAAAGCUGAGAGGUAUUUCAAGUGGAAACAGGAGUAUCUCCGAAGUGGUAAUCUGCCCCAUGAGAUCCUGUCUUUUAAACAAGAUCACAGAGUAGAGACCAAACAGAUCCGCUCCUCCCUCUGGAAUCUAUCUUACAACCUGUUAAAAAUGCACGAAUGGAAAAAACUUGCACGGUUCUGGCAAUUUACAGAUGACCAAAUCAAAGCUAUUGAAGAACAGUGGACAGGGAAAAAGAGCUACAAGGAACAUGGACAUAGAAUGUUUCUGAUAUGGUUACAUGGUGUCCUAAUGGCAGGUCAGAAUCCCGUUAAACACUUAUAUGAAGAUCUCAGGAGAGGAGGAUUCCAACAUCUAGCUGAGAAGAUCCGAGCAGAGAAUAAUGCUGGCAUAGAAUCCAAGAAAUGUGCCAUCUUAUGA
This is a messenger RNA of Euleptes europaea (tarantolino), 1614 nucleotides long. It is a transcript of the gene ANKDD1B, whose product is annotated as ankyrin repeat and death domain containing 1B. Gene Ontology annotation, molecular function: protein binding. Bases 1 to 1614 code for a protein of 537 amino acids. The transcript is spliced from 15 exons. Lineage: Eukaryota; Metazoa; Chordata; Lepidosauria; Squamata; Sphaerodactylidae. The record is from RefSeq and is a predicted model, not a curated record. Gene Ontology annotation, biological process: signal transduction.